Messenger RNA from Lepisosteus oculatus (spotted gar), 670 nucleotides. Its product is annotated as gamma-crystallin M2-like. NCBI's taxonomy places the organism in Eukaryota, Metazoa, Chordata, Actinopteri, Semionotiformes, Lepisosteidae. Gene Ontology annotation, biological process: lens development in camera-type eye; visual perception. Gene Ontology annotation, molecular function: structural constituent of eye lens. The record is from RefSeq and is a predicted model, not a curated record.
GAAUGCCCCAUGCACAGUCUGCAAUUCACGUUUCCUAUAUAAAGUUGAGAUUGUGUCUUCGAAAAAGACGUGGAAAAGAGAGGCAGUCUGUCAACGUCAAAAUGGGAAAGAUCAUCUUCUACGAGGACAGGAACUUCGGGGGGCGCUCCUAUGAGUGCAGCAGCGACUGCGCCGACAUGCACUCCUACUUCAGCCGCUGCAACUCCAUCCGAGUGGAGAGCGGCUGCUGGAUGGCGUACGAGCGCCCCAACUACAUGGGCUACCAGUACUUCCUGCGCAGGGGCGAGUAUCCCGACUACCAGCGCUGGAUGGGCUUCAACGACUCCAUUUGGUCAUGCCGCAUGAUCCAACCAUACCAUGGCUCCUACAGGAUGAGGAUCUACGAGAGAGCAGAGUUUGGAGGCCAGAUGAUGGAGUUCAUGGACGACUGUCCCAAUGUCUACGACCGCUUCCGUUACAAUGACAUCUUCUCCUGCAAUGUGAUGGACGGGCACUGGCUCUUCUACGAGCAGCCCAACUACAGAGGCAGGAUGUACUACCUGAGAGCUGGAGAGUACCGCAGGUUCAGCGACUGGGGCGCCAUGAGUGCAAGAGUGGGCUCUUUCAGGCGCAUCACUGAUUUUGAAUGUUAAACCUGAAGUGCUCUUAAAAAUAAAGUCAUUUGAAAAUA